AUGGGGGAACACAGUCCAGACGAUAAUAUCAUCUACUUUGAGGCAGAGGAAGAUGAGUUGACUCCCGAAGACAAAAUGCUCAGGUUUGUGGAUAAAAACGGACUGGUGCCUUCCUCAUCUGGAACUGUUUAUGAUAGGACAACUGUUCUUAUUGAGCAGGACCCUGGCACUUUGGAAGAUGAAGAUGAUGACGGACAGUGUGGAGAACAUUUGCCUUUUCUAGUAGGAAGUGAAGAGGGCUUUCACCUAAUAGAUCAUGAAGCAAUGUCCCAGGGUUAUGUGCAACACAUUAUCUCACCAGAUCAAAUUCAUGUAACAAUAAACCCUGGUUCCACUCCCAUGCCAAGAAACAUUGAAGGUGCAACUCUCACUCUGCAGUCUGAAUGUCCAGAAACAAAACGCAAAGAAGUAAAGCGGUACCAGUGCACCUUUGAGGGCUGUCCCCGAACCUACAGCACAGCAGGCAACCUGCGCACCCACCAGAAGACUCACCGAGGAGAGUACACCUUUGUCUGUAAUCAGGAGGGCUGUGGCAAGGCCUUCCUCACCUCCUACAGCCUCAGGAUCCAUGUGCGAGUGCACACGAAGGAGAAGCCAUUUGAGUGUGACGUGCAAGGGUGUGAGAAGGCAUUCAACACACUGUACAGGCUGAAAGCACAUCAGAGGCUUCACACAGGGAAAACAUUUAACUGUGAAUCUGAAGGCUGCAGCAAAUACUUCACCACACUAAGUGAUCUGAGGAAGCACAUUCGAACCCAUACAGGAGAAAAGCCAUUUCGGUGUGAUCAUGAUGGCUGUGGAAAAGCAUUUGCAGCAAGCCACCACCUUAAAACUCAUGUUCGUACACAUACUGGUGAAAGGCCCUUUUUCUGCCCAAGUAAUGGUUGUGAGAAAACGUUCAGCACACAAUACAGCCUCAAAAGUCACAUGAAGGGCCAUGAUAACAAAGGACAUUCAUACAGUGCACUUCAAAAUCACAAUGGAACAGAGGAUACAAAUCACUCACUUUGCCUAAGUGACUUGAGCCUUUUGUCCACAGAUUCUGAAUUGCGAGAAAAUUCCAAUACAGGCCAGGACCUCAGCACAAUUUCACCAGCAAUCAUCUUUGAAUCUAUGUUCCAGAACUCAGAUGAUGCGGCAGUUCAGGAAGAUCCUCAGCAGACAGCUGCCUUGAUUGAAAGUUUUAAUGGUGAUGCAGAGACAGUCAGUGAUGUUCCACCAUCCACAGGAAGUUCAGCGUCUUUAUCUCUUCCACUUGUACUGCAGCCUGCCAUCUCCGAGCCACCCCAACCUCUACUACCAGCCUCAGCACCAUCUGCUCCUCCACCUGCUCCCUCCCUAGGAACUGGUUCCCAGCAAGCUGCAUUUGGCAACCCCCCUGCUCUUUUACAACCUUCAGAAGUGCCUGUUCCCCACAGCACACAGUUUGCUGCUAAUCAUCAAGAAUUUCUUCCACAGCCCCAGGCACCACAGCCCAUAGUACCAGGACUUUCCAUUGUUGCUGGGGCUUCUACAUCAGCUUCAGCUGUGGCAGCACCUCCACCCCCACAAAGUACUACUGAGCCCCUGCCAGCCAUGGUCCAGACUUUGCCUCUGGGUGCCAACUCUGUCCUAACUAAUAAUCCCACUAUAACCAUCACCCCGACUCCCAACACAGCUAUCUUGCAGUCCAGCCUUGUGAUGGGAGAACAGAACUUACAGUGGAUAUUAAAUGGUGCCACCAGUUCACAACAGAACCAAGAACAAAAUCAGCAAGCACCUAAAGUUGAGAAGGUGUUUUUUACCACUGCAGUACCAGUAGCCAGUAGCACAGGGAGCUCUGUACAACAGAUUGGUCUCAGUGUUCCUGUGAUCAUCAUCAAACAAGAGGAGGCCUGUCAGUGUCAGUGUGCAUGCCGGGACUCUGCAAAGGAGCGGACUUCUAGCAGGAGAAAGGGCUGUGCUUCCCCACCCCUUCCAGAGCCCAGCCCCCAGCCUCCUGAUGGGCCCAGCCUACAGCUGCCACCACAGACUUUUUCCUCACCUCAUGCCCCCCUGUCAUCAUCCUCCACUCUACCCUCUUCCCAUGAGCAAAACAGACAAGUAGAUACUCCUUCAGACUCUCAAACAGAAACGUUAAGUGCCAUGGAUAUGUCAGAGUUUCUGUCCCUCCAGAGCCUGGAUACCCCAUCCAAUCUGAUUCCCAUUGAAGCACUACUGCAGGGGGAGGAGGAGUUGGGCCUGACCAGCACCUUCUCCAAGUGA
This is a messenger RNA of Elephantulus edwardii (Cape elephant shrew), 2244 nucleotides long. RefSeq names its product metal-regulatory transcription factor 1 (gene MTF1). NCBI's taxonomy places the organism in Eukaryota, Metazoa, Chordata, Mammalia, Macroscelidea, Macroscelididae. Bases 1 to 2244 code for a protein of 747 amino acids. The transcript has 10 exons. Gene Ontology annotation, biological process: positive regulation of transcription by RNA polymerase II; central nervous system development. Gene Ontology annotation, molecular function: RNA polymerase II cis-regulatory region sequence-specific DNA binding; DNA-binding transcription activator activity, RNA polymerase II-specific. The record is from RefSeq and is a predicted model, not a curated record. Gene Ontology annotation, cellular component: nucleus.